CAACACACUUACAGCAGCGUACAUCAGGUGGCAACAUAAUCGGCACAAAUUGGCACUCUCCAACUCUAUCGUCAUCACCGGCCAAAGCACAGCAAAUAAGGCUACAGCAACUACAAAUGGAAAGAGAGAGACUUAAACAAAGACAGCAAGAGAUUAGGCGGCAGCAGGAAAUCAUGAUGCGCAGUUCCAGCGAUCUACCAGUAAUGGAUCCGUUUUUAUCCAGUUUGACUGAUCACUCGAGGCAGGAGUCAGGAGAUAGUGGACUUGGUAUGGGAACCACAUACUCAAUGCCCCACACACCCGAAGACUUUCUAGCAAAUAUGGACGAUAACAUGGACGUAGGUAGUGAAAGCCAUACGAUGGACACCCCCGACAUAUCUACGUUAAGUGAUAACAUCGACUCGACAGAUGACUUAGUGCCUACCCUCCAACUCGGCGAAGAGGAAUUUCCGAUGUUAGAUGUGCAAUCCCUGAUAAAUCCGCCAACUACAAGACCUGAUAACGUACUCAUCUGGUUGUAAUUUAAGUGCCUCAAAUCUGCUCACGUCUUUCUAAAAUUUAUAUAUAUAUAUAUAUAUAUAUAU
Molecule: messenger RNA, 584 nt
Organism: Diabrotica balteata
Lineage: Eukaryota; Metazoa; Arthropoda; Insecta; Coleoptera; Chrysomelidae
Source: the annotation of a GenBank genome assembly